AUGGAUAUGGGCGUGGGUAUGGAUUUCUACCCGCCAAUCAUAUCGGAUAUCAACUGGGCGGAUAAAACAAUGCAUCGCACUAAAAGGGCAAAGCUGGAAUCAGCAUCUGCUGUGAGUUCAGACAGAUUCAGCCACCUACCUCCAGAGAUAAAACUCACCAUCCUCUCUAAGUUGAAUGUCUUGGAUGCUAUUAGAGCCAGCAUCCUAUCCAGUGCUUGGAAGAAUGUGUGGACUACUUCGCCAGCAAUACUUCUAUCUGAUGCGUAUCACAUCCCGGGUUCCUCUAUAACAACGAGACCCAAAUUUAUUACGCUGGUCGAUCUGGCAUUGUUGCUUCAUAAUGGACCUCUAGCUUCAUUCUCACUUGCAUGUUUCAGAACAUAUCAUGAUGUAUUUGAUAGGUGGAUGUGCAUGCUGUCAAGGAAAAAACCAAGGUCAGUUAAAAUCAAGUUUUACAAUGGGGAUAAAUAUAAGAUUCCGUCAAGCCUCUUCUCUAUCAGUGGUUUGGACUAUCUGCACUUAAAAAGAUGCAUCAUUGGCUUGCCUCAGAAGUUUGAAGGUUUCAAGCAGCUAACUGUCCUGAAUCUGAAACAUUUCUCCUCAACAGACAGUGACAUACAUAAUCUGGUCUCCUCAUGCCCCUUGCUCACUACAUUGUGUUUGAAAUAUUUUGAGGGUAUCAAUUGUCUCAGUAUUAAAGCUCAGGCACUGCAGGAUUUAGAUGUUAAAGGGAACUUUCAAGACUUUCAUCUGCAUGCGCCUAAUCUGUGCAAUGUGUAUGUUACACUUGGGAAAACAGAAAACGAACAAUCAGCUGUAGUUGCAGGCAACAGGAAAAACUAUCUGAAGCAAGCUUUUGUUGGCCCAUCUAACAUAUACAGACUUGUUAUAAAAAGAUGCAUCGUCGCCUUGCCUCUGGAGUUUGAAGGUUUCAAACGGCUACUUGUCUUGAAUCUGAAAUAUUUCUCCUCAACAGACAGUGAUAUUAAUAAGCUGAUCUCCUCGUGCCCCUGGCUGAAUACAUUGCGUUUGAAACAUUUUGAUGGUAUCAGUUGUCUUCGUAUUCAAGCCCAGGCACUGCAGAUUUUAGAGGUUGAAGGGAACUUCGAAGACUUUCAUCUGGAUGCACCUAAUCUGUCCCAUGUGUAUCUUACACUUGACAAAAUAGAAGCCCAACAAUCUGUCGCAGUUGCCCCCGACAUGAAAAACUAUCUGAAGCAAGCUUUUGACAGCCUAACUAGUAUAGAAGAGCUUACAAUAAAUGGCUCUUUCUUGACGUAUCUAUCCAAAGGGUGCUUGUUGACCAAACUCCCAGGUGUGUUUAAUCGUCUGAGGAAGAUUUGUAUUGAGAAGUGCUCUUGGAACUGGGCAGAGGUCUUGGGUGCUUGUUCAAUAUUUCAGAAUGCCCCUACAUUCAGAGAACUUGAGAUAUGGAGUUUCUUCCGUCCAGAAGCUUCUUGGUGCCAGCCAAUAUGGGAUGAGGAUCAAACGGAGAUUGAAGAGCCUACCUUGCAUCACCUCGUGACAGUGACCAUGAAUGGUUUCGUGGGGCUGGAAUACGAAAUUGCUCUUGUUGGGCUGCUUCUGAGAUGGUCGUCUGCCUUAGAGGAAAUGAAGAUAAUCAGAUUUGAGGAUGAGGAUGACAUCUAUGAUGAAUGCAUGUGCAAUGCUCUUACUAAGUUACUGGCUCUCCCGAGGGUGUCUAACAAAGCCAAGAUCACUUUCAUCUGAUUCAUAUACAAGCCAAGAUCAAUUUCAUCUGAAUCGUAUACCUCCUGAUCAUUCUGCUAAAAUUUCGCUUCGUAUUGACGUUGCUGGUGGCAGAGCUACUGUUAUUAGUCUGUCAUGGGAUGUUUGGGGUUAUGCUUGCGUGAAAUCUGAACUGUAUGUGUCUUUAAAUCAUUAUAUUUCUCCUUUAAACUGGCCAUGCUUGGUUCAGAAUGAAUGUUUCUUGGAAAAUUACCAUGUCCCUUCUGUUCUGUUCAAUAAAUUGGAAGUUGGUCGGUCAGCUCCAAUUGCUUGAAAUGUUUGUGAAUUGAUGUUUCAAAAUCAAAAGCAUAAUGGAAGACAAGCUCAUUAAAAGUUGGCCUGUGGGCUUGGGCUUCAAGUAAAGUCCAUAGUU
Oryza brachyantha (malo sina) is the source of this 2122-nucleotide messenger RNA. RefSeq lists its product as uncharacterized. The transcript is spliced from 4 exons. Gene Ontology annotation, molecular function: protein binding. The record is from RefSeq and is a predicted model, not a curated record. The coding region runs from base 1 to 1731 and encodes 576 amino acids. NCBI's taxonomy places the organism in Eukaryota, Viridiplantae, Streptophyta, Magnoliopsida, Poales, Poaceae.